Messenger RNA from Macrobrachium nipponense, 1490 nucleotides. RefSeq names its product fumarylacetoacetase-like (gene Faa). Gene Ontology annotation, biological process: homogentisate catabolic process; L-tyrosine catabolic process; L-phenylalanine catabolic process. The transcript has 8 exons. Bases 81 to 1340 code for a protein of 419 amino acids. NCBI's taxonomy places the organism in Eukaryota, Metazoa, Arthropoda, Malacostraca, Decapoda, Palaemonidae. The record is from RefSeq and is a predicted model, not a curated record. Gene Ontology annotation, molecular function: fumarylacetoacetase activity.
AAUUUUCGCUCCAACAGACGAACCACAGCUACCGUCAGCUACACAUCUGUCAGAUUAGUUGCCACAAAAUUCGUCUCAAAAUGCAAUCAUUUAUAAAUGUUUCUCCAGACAGCCAUUUCCCAAUUCAGAAUUUGCCAUAUGGAGUCUUUUCGACAUGUGACAAUACUGCUCAUCGCGUUGGUGUGGCCAUUGGUGACCUCAUUCUUGACCUGUCGGUAAUUGCUCACCUGUUCAGUGGCCCAGUGCUGAGUUCCCAUCAAGAUGUGUUUCGCCAGCCUACUCUAAAUGGUUUCAUGAGCUUGGGCAACACAGCCUGGAAAGAAGCCAGAUCUAGACUCCAGACCCUUUUGAGUGCUGAUUCCCCAAUUCUUCGUGAUGAUCAACAAUUAAGAGCUGUGGCAUUUGUUCCUCAGAAAUCUGCAACCAUGCAUCUACCUGCAGAAAUUGGGGACUACACUGACUUUUACUCAUCAAUUGAUCAUGCAACUAAUGUUGGAACUAUGUUUCGAGGCAAAGAAAAUGCUCUUAUGCCAAAUUGGAAAUACCUACCUGUUGGGUACCACGGAAGAGCAUCAAGUGUUGUCGUUUCAGGCACCCCUAUCCGUCGACCCAAUGGUCAAACUCGUCCUAAGGAUGACGAACCCCCAACCUUUGGUCCUUGUCGUCUGAUGGACUUUGAACUGGAAAUGGCUUUCUUUGUUGGUCCAGGAAACAAACUGGGAGAGACUAUUCCUAUUCAGAGUGCUCAAGAUCACAUCUUUGGAAUGGUUGUUAUGAAUGACUGGAGUGCUCGGGAUAUUCAGAAGUGGGAAUAUGUGCCUCUUGGACCUUUCCUUGCAAAGAACUUGGGUACCACGAUCUCUCCUUGGGUUGUCACAAUGGAGGCACUAGCUCCAUUUGUGGUUGAUAACUAUGUGCAGGAUCCCAAACCAUUCCCAUACCUGCAACACAGUGACAAGUACACAUAUGACAUCAACUUGGAAGUUGGAAUUAAGCCUGAUGGCAGUGAUCAUACUGGUGUAGUGUGUAAGAGUAACUUCAGGUACAUGUAUUGGACGAUGAAACAGCAACUAGCGCACCACACUAUCACUGGCUGCAAUGUUCGUCCUGGGGAUCUCAUGGCAUCUGGCACCAUUUCUGGUCCGACUGAAGAAUCUUUUGGCUCUAUGCUUGAACUUUCUUGGCGGGGGAGCAAGACUGUUGAUAUUGGGAAGAAUGCUACUCGCAAGUUCCUCCAGGAUGGUGACGAAGUAAUUAUAAAUGGGUAUUGUCAAGGAAAAGGCUACAGAAUUGGUUUUGGGCAGUGCACUGGAAAAGUUCUUCCUGCCCACCCAAUUUAGUUAUAAGAUCACACCACAGUGACUUAAGGUUGUGAAAGAUCAACAUUAAGGUAAUAAGUAUAUGUGGUAUACAAAUUGUCUUGAAACAGAACUGGAAUCUUUAACUAGAGUGUGAUAACUUAUAGAUUCUCAUUCCAAAGAGUAUUUUUG